GGUUUCGCCUUCCAGGGAUAUUCAGGCGAUAACUUCAGCGGCAACGCAAGCCCCAUCGUGCGUGAUGAGCUGUUUACGGACUUUGCCUUCAAUUGUUCCUCGUACGUGUGGAUACCAAACGGGACCGACUGCUGUGUCACGUUUUGUGCCAACAGGACAGUCAGCGGGUGGGUGGGCUGGUGGUGCUCGGAGCGACGGCAAAUCAAUGCGAGCAGUCUGUUCGAGAGAAUCUAUAUUGGGUGUGGGGAUGAGGGAAAGCUUGAAGAUAGCGGAAGGUGUAUUUGA
Cryphonectria parasitica EP155 is the source of this 285-nucleotide messenger RNA. RefSeq lists its product as uncharacterized. The annotation marks the transcript as partial. The transcript has a single exon. The record is from RefSeq and is a predicted model, not a curated record. NCBI's taxonomy places the organism in Eukaryota, Fungi, Ascomycota, Sordariomycetes, Diaporthales, Cryphonectriaceae.